Molecule: messenger RNA, 593 nt
Organism: Heterobasidion irregulare TC 32-1
Lineage: Eukaryota; Fungi; Basidiomycota; Agaricomycetes; Russulales; Bondarzewiaceae
Exons: 2
Source: RefSeq, a predicted model, not a curated record
AUAUUGGCCGCCGUUUUCUCACCGCAUCUGAUCCACAGAACCCGGGCGGACGAACGGAGCGCGCUUCUGAGGCCGUCUGACAAUCUCACUUCCCGUCCUGCCCUCCAAAAGCGCACGAACCCACCCCUGACGAGUCCCUUCUCUCGUCCCCUGCAGCCCGCCUCAUCUAUCGCCUGCUUCCUUCGCGCGUCCGGAACUGGUCCUUUUGUUCCCAACCUCUCGCCUUUCCCAUCCCGCGUCCCUCGCGCAGCCCUGCUUCAAUUAGAUCCACACACAGAACUCUCCCCCGCACGUGCUCAGACGCGUUCCUUCUCUGGCGCACUCCUCCAUCCCAUCCUGCUAUAUAACCCCGCCUCGCAGCCCGCACCCGCCCCCUGUACUACAUGGCCCCUGAACCCCCCAUGCCUCCCAACCCCUACGCUCAGCCCAUCCACCUCCACCACCAAGACCACCAGCAGCACCAGCAGCACCAGCACCAGCAGCACCAACACCAGCACAUGUCCCACUCCAUGCAGCCCCCGCCCUCCCCCUCAAUUCCCAUCGACCCCGCCCUCGCCCUCUACCCCCCGUCGUUCUACCCCCAGUACCACACC